GCCAGGACCUGAUUGGAAGGAGUUAAGGAGGACACAGAGGUCCUUGUGUCUGUUGUUGGCACUAAUGCAGCUUGUCCUUUCCUUGCCUGACCAUUUCUGUGUUGGCCCUGAUGUGAUUGAAGUUCUGUGGAAGCUUCUCAUUAUAACUGCCUGCUUGGGAACCUGUGCCUUUCUCAUUUACCUGUGGAGAACCAUCCUCCCUGUAAAGCCUCGACAACAUGAAGACCAAAUAAAGAGUAAUAUUAAUCAGGUGCAAAGGGAAAUCAAGGAAAUUGAAAAAACCAUAGCCAGUUGGGAGGAGAAGAUCAGCGAAGCAAAGAACGAAGCGCAAAGGAAGAGACAGCCUAAGGUUUCCCUUGGCGAAAUAAAUAAAUGGAAAGAGAACAUCAGAAAGGUGGAGGUCAUCAAUGAAAAUUUGAAGGACACCCUUCGUCUUAAACAGGCUCUCUCAGAAGUUGUGAGAGCCAGAGAUAUCCAGACUGUGGAUGUGGUCCAAGAUGAAUUGGAUGAUGAAGUGCUGAGAGCCGUCACAUGCAAAAACCAAGAGCUGAAAGAGAGCGAAAGGUUCCUGGAAGACCGGUAUAAUGCCCUGAGUUCUAAGAAAACAGCUAAAGAAGCGGAAUUGAACCUGCUAAGGAAGAAAGUGGAUAUGAUGGUGGAGUUCAGUGAACAACAAAAACGGACUGCAGAAGAGAAGUUAGAAGAGACCAUUAAUGAAUUGAAUGCAACCAGGAAUAAGCUGUCAGCUGCCAAAGAAAAGCUGAAGGUGACUGAAGAUGAAAUGGAGAAGUAUAGACAACAAGUGGAAGACAUGGAGCACCAGCUGCCAGAGGCGGAGUUGACCUUCCAAAGCCAGAUCGCAGUCCAGGAGAGGAAUGCUGUGGCUAACUGGAUGAGGGCUCGGGAUUGGGAGAGGAGGAUAGUGCAGCAGAGCAGGGAGAACGCCUACCUGAAACACAGACUGCGCAUGAUAGAUGGGGAGAUGCUGCCUGUGGGACCCACGCGUCGUGGACCGAUGCCGGGAAGGCCUGAGUUCCAGAAGCCUCUGUGGCAAGCACCUAGACCGGUUCCCGGGAUGAACAGCCGCACCGGCCCUCAAAAGGGCCCCGAGAUGCCUACGGUCGGUACAGGUGUGGGAGUGUUUCCUCAUUGCCCAGGGCCCCUUCGUAUGCCCUACCACAUGGGGCAGAAUAUACCAGGCUUUCCUCCUCCUCCUCCAGCUCCACACUGGGAGACCUGGGGGCCUCGGCCCCAUCGCGUUCCUCCACCACACGGGCUUCCUUUCCACUCAGAAGCCUGUGGAGCUCAAGGGGACAAUAGCAGCGCUGUGCCCAAGAAGGUCCCAGAGGAGAACCAAGCAAGUACAGGGGUGUUUUCAGUUGUACCCAUUUCUGGAGUCCUGUUCCUCUCUGGGCAGCACCAUCUUCUCACCUUGUGUCUGUUGGCAUUUUGAAAGGUAAACACCAUCACACACAGAUCCUACGAUAUACUCAAUCCUUCAUGCAGAGCUUACAGGCUUCUCUAUUUCCAGAUCAUCACCUUAGGUGGAGCCUCCUGAAGCCCCAGGUGCUUAGAGGUGAAGGACAGA
Neogale vison (American mink) is the source of this 1588-nucleotide messenger RNA. Its product is annotated as transport and Golgi organization protein 1 homolog. The coding region runs from base 65 to 1453 and encodes 462 amino acids. NCBI's taxonomy places the organism in Eukaryota, Metazoa, Chordata, Mammalia, Carnivora, Mustelidae. The record is from RefSeq and is a predicted model, not a curated record. Gene Ontology annotation, cellular component: endoplasmic reticulum exit site; endoplasmic reticulum membrane. Gene Ontology annotation, biological process: vesicle cargo loading; protein secretion; endoplasmic reticulum to Golgi vesicle-mediated transport. The transcript is spliced from 16 exons.